CUGCAGACGAACAGCUACAAACCGGUGUCAUGUAUGCCGAUAUCUGACCAUCUUUACCUACUAUCUUCGGCGUUACCUCAGAGCAAGUGCACUCAUCUUGGUCUCCAGUCUAUGUACAGGAUAAUCUUGGAGUCAUGUCGGUCCGCUUCAUGCUGCCCUCAUCGCGAGGCGCCGUCAUGUGGCUUGGUCCGAAGAAGAAUGGGCUCAUCACGCAGUUCCUUAAAGAUGUUGACUGGGGUGAUCUUGAUUACCUCGUCAUCGACAAACCUCCUGGCACUUCACAUCUGGAGAGAGCUUGAAAGUCGAG
Suillus subaureus is the source of this 307-nucleotide messenger RNA. RefSeq lists its product as uncharacterized. Gene Ontology annotation, cellular component: cytosol. The record is from RefSeq and is a predicted model, not a curated record. NCBI's taxonomy places the organism in Eukaryota, Fungi, Basidiomycota, Agaricomycetes, Boletales, Suillaceae. Gene Ontology annotation, biological process: iron-sulfur cluster assembly. The coding region runs from base 135 to 299 and encodes 54 amino acids. Gene Ontology annotation, molecular function: ATP-dependent FeS chaperone activity; iron-sulfur cluster binding; ATP binding. The transcript has a single exon.